This is a messenger RNA of Alternaria rosae, 949 nucleotides long. RefSeq lists its product as uncharacterized. Gene Ontology annotation, biological process: regulation of cell shape. NCBI's taxonomy places the organism in Eukaryota, Fungi, Ascomycota, Dothideomycetes, Pleosporales, Pleosporaceae. The transcript is spliced from 2 exons. Bases 61 to 717 code for a protein of 218 amino acids. The record is from RefSeq and is a predicted model, not a curated record. Gene Ontology annotation, molecular function: protein binding.
GUGCGCGAUAGGCCCCGGCCGCUAUUGCACCACCGCCCUCGCACCACCGCCGCCGCCGCCAUGUCCUUUCUCUUCGGCAAGAAGAGCAAGCAGCAGUCCAAUGCGCUGCCCCCGGCGACUAGAGAAAUCACCUCGUCGCAUGGCCCAGGCCAACAACCCCCAGCCGUCAAUGGCAACGGCUCACGCGAACUCGAAAAGCCCCGUGGCGGCCCCCCGUCCCAGACGCCCACCCCCGGCACCAGUGUGAACAACUCGUUGAGCUCCCUCCAGAAUCCUGCAAAUGCGCCCACCCCCGAGCCCAAGGCCCUGCGGGAGAAGGCCGACACCAACAUCCAGAACACAAACCCUAGAUUUGCCGGCAAUUCGCCAGACUCCCCUUACCCCUGGUCCUCCCGCCGCUUGAACUUCACCGCAGGCAAUCCGUUUCCGCGAUACGGCGCCGCCAUCAAUGCCACAGCCUCCAAGGAUGGCACCAUCUACCUUAUGGGUGGACUUGUGGGCGGCGCGACGGUCAAGGGUGAUCUGUGGCUGACAGAAAUGGGCAACGGCAGCAUGGCCUGCUAUCCCAUCUCCACCACGGGAGACGGCCCCGGUCCUCGCGUCGGUCACGCCAGUUUACUCGUUGGCAAUGCAUUCAUCGUCUUUGGAGGAGACACCAAACUGGCUGAUAACGAUGACCUGGACGAUACCCUGUAUCUUCUCAACACAUGUGCGUAGAGCCUGGAAUGACCUAGAACUCCGACUAACGUGUCGCAGCUACAAAACACUGGUCGCGCGCACUACCACAAGGCCCCCGUCCCACCGGUCGCUACGGACAUACCCUAAACAUCCUCGGCUCCAAGAUAUACAUUUUCGGCGGACAGGUUGAGGGCUUCUUCUUCAAUGAUCUAGUAGCUUUCGACCUGAACUCGUUGCAAUCUUCCGCCAGUCGAUGGGAAGUGUUACUUCC